UUGUCUGCAUUUUUUAGCAUCUGCCAUGGAGGAAAUGAUUAAGGAGGAGAAGAAUGGUGAUAAAGGUGAAGCUUUUAGAAAACCAAGAGAUGACUUUGAAUGUGACGUCUGCGGGAAGGGAUUCAAAACCAAGUAUAAGUUUAAGAGACACAGAGAAAUCCAUGAAGAACGGAAAAAAUACAAAUGCGAAGUUUGUGGUGUGAUCUUAACAGGAGAAGGUUCAUAUAAAAAACAUUCUAGGAGACACUGCAGUCAAGGUAAGAAGCAGAGGCAAAAACAAAUUGAUGAAGAUAGACCAACAUUUGUAACAGAGACAGUGAAUGAAGCGUGUAAUAUCUCCGGGAAAGAAUUUGAUACCAAGUCUCAGUUGAAGAAUCAUGGAAAAAUUCAUACAGAUACCAAGAAAUAUGAUUGUGAAGUUUGUGGAAUCAGGCAUUGCAACAAACAUAAAAAUACAGGAAAUGAAUCUAGUGAUCAGAAGAAAGGUGCUGACAAGCAGAAGCCAGUUAUUGUAUGUAAGGUGUGUGGCCAGAUAUUCAGCAGUAUGAACUCUUUCAGAGUACAUAAAAAGAAACAUUUAGGAGUACGUUACUACUGCACAAG
Messenger RNA from Ruditapes philippinarum (Manila clam), 603 nucleotides. Its product is annotated as zinc finger protein 700-like. Gene Ontology annotation, cellular component: nucleus. The record is from RefSeq and is a predicted model, not a curated record. The annotation marks the transcript as partial. Gene Ontology annotation, molecular function: RNA polymerase II cis-regulatory region sequence-specific DNA binding; DNA-binding transcription factor activity, RNA polymerase II-specific. The transcript has 5 exons. Gene Ontology annotation, biological process: regulation of transcription by RNA polymerase II. NCBI's taxonomy places the organism in Eukaryota, Metazoa, Mollusca, Bivalvia, Venerida, Veneridae.